Molecule: messenger RNA, 2055 nt
Organism: Endocarpon pusillum Z07020
Lineage: Eukaryota; Fungi; Ascomycota; Eurotiomycetes; Verrucariales; Verrucariaceae
Exons: 3
Coding region: 1-2055 (684 amino acids)
Source: RefSeq, a predicted model, not a curated record
AUGGCUAAUUUCGAUGCUGAUGAACACAAGCGCCACCUCGCCUUCAUAGACACCAUCCCUAAUUUCGGCCAGCCCAAAAACGACGCUGAAUCUCAAGAAAUAAGAACCGCACCCCUAUUCACCACAAAAGUACGUGCAGCUAUUAAGAACCGCGAAGUUGGACCAGAGCGACUUGGUGAGCCAGCGGAUAUUUUUCCUCAAUAUGGCCUGCUUGGUCUGCGCCAAGGCACAUACAACCGUGAAGGGCAUAGAACUGCGACUAUCAACACCGAAGAGAACAUGGUUUAUGCUAACAUGAAUGCACCUUGGUCUGCAUUUAUCUGCGGCUCGCAAGGAGGCGGCAAAAGCCAUACACUAUCUUGUCUCCUUGAGAACUGCCUUCUGUCGCCCUCUCCUGUGGGCGUACUGCCUAACCCGCUGGCGGGUCUCGUCUUUCACUACGACAAAUUCACAAGUGCCGCUACCACGCAGCUCUGCGAAGCAGCAUAUCUCUGUUCAUCUGGGGUACCAGUCCGGGUGCUCGUUUCCCCUAGCAAUUACCACAAUAUGUCGAGACUCUACUCGAACCUUCCUGGGCUCCCACCGCACGGAAGACGUCCUAAAGUAGCACCAUUAUACCUACAAGAGCAACAACUCAAUAUCUCCAACAUGUUGACUCUGAUGGCCGUCUCGGAUGGAUCGAAGUCUGCGCCUCUGUACCUCGAGGUUCUCUUUCAGAUACUUCGUGACAUGGCUAUAGAGAGACAAGGAAGACCAGGAGUUGAUUACCGCGAAUUCAAAGCCCGCCUCGACGACGCUGCGUUCACACGAGACCAGAACGGCCCUCUGAAGCUCCGCUUGCAGUUGCUCGAAUCAUUCCUUGACCCAAAGGCAAACAGAGACCAUGCACUUAGCUCGAAUCCAUCGUCCAACAUCUGGAACUUUGAGCCGGGAUCCCUUACUAUUGUGGAUCUCAGUGACCCCUUUUCGAGGCAAGGAGGCAGAAUUGUUGCGCUAGAUGAAGCUCACAAGUUCCUUACUCAAUCAGGAGAGGCUUUGAAUUUCACCGAAGAUCUUGUCUCCAUUAUUCGUCAGCAACGCCAUUUAGCAACUCGUGUUCUUAUUGCUACGCAAGAACCCACUCUUUCACCAGCACUGAUCGACUUGUGCAAUGUCACCGUGGUCCAUCGUUUUCUCUCUCCGGCUUGGUUCGAAACGCUCAAAAAGCACUUGGCCGGUGCUCGUUCUACUGGCAGCAAUGACUCAAGCUCGGUGUCAGAUAUCUUUCGGACAAUCGUUGGUCUGCAGACUGGAGAAGCACUUUUAUUUUCUCCAACAGCACUACUUGAUAUUGGUGUGCAAGAUCUGACAAGGCCGUUCGCAAGACGUCCUCUCGAAAAGUUAACAGAUUCGUACAUUAAGCUCCGCAUUCGUAAGAGAGUCACAACAGAUGGUGGCAAAAGCAUAAUGGCCUCUGAUGCUAUGCCAGCUCCUAUGCUUCACCCAAAGUCAGAUUCUGGUGAUAGCACCAAUAACUCAUCUCAAAAUUCGGAUUCCGAGGUAGAAGUUGUCUCCCUACCAUCUUCUCGGUUUGGUCGUGUCGCCGAUCCGAAGUCACGAGAUCGACCAAAGGGACAUGUCCAGUCCCAGCAAUCAGCGCCUCAACCACUGAAGCAUUUACCUCAGCCUGGUCAAGCUCAAUCCCAGCAGUCGAAGCACAACCCGCAAGCUAUUCAACCUCAGCCCAAGCAUACUACACAGCCUGUUCACUCUCAACCUCAGCAGCUCAACCUCAGCAGCAAGCACAAUUCACUGCCUGCUCAACCUCAGCAGCCGAAGCACAAUUCACUGCCUGCUCAACCUCAACCUCAAUCUCAGCAACCAAAGCAUCAAUCGCAGCCAACUCAACCCCAAUCUCAGCAAAGUCCAAUCCCGCAGUCGCAAUCGAGUAAGAAAGUGAAGAAAGUUCUCCAGCAGGCAACCCCUCCCGCUCAAUCGCAGCCUCAACAAGGACCGCAGCAGUUUACCAAGAAACAAAAGAAAGCUUUGAAACAGAUGGCUGCGGCUUCAGGCUAG